Molecule: messenger RNA, 1337 nt
Organism: Cannabis sativa
Lineage: Eukaryota; Viridiplantae; Streptophyta; Magnoliopsida; Rosales; Cannabaceae
Product: auxin-responsive protein IAA1
Exons: 3
Coding region: 246-866 (206 amino acids)
Biological process (GO): regulation of DNA-templated transcription
Cellular component (GO): nucleus
Molecular function (GO): protein binding
Source: RefSeq, a predicted model, not a curated record
GGGUAUAGUAUUGUUGCUCUAUUAUUAAUUUUGUAUUAUUUUAAUUAUUAUUAAUUGGUGUUAUCAUCUUCUUUCUAUAAAAUAGGUUUCAAAUAUCCAUUCAUCUCCAUCACUUCAACACUUUUAUUUCUCUCUCUCUCUCUCAACCAUUCUAUAGCAACACAGGAGUUUUUACAGAGUUAUAUGAUAGCCAGAGAAUUUCAACUACACAUCCAAGAUUUUGUAACAUAGAAAAAUAAAAAGACAUGGCCAUGUUUGAAAGAGGAGAUGAUGAACUCAACCUAAACCUUGAGGCAACAGAGCUUAGGCUAGGGUUACCAGGCUGUGAUAGUACUACUACAGCAACUUCUACUACUCAAGAGUACUCUGAAAACAGCACAAAUACUACAAAAGGCAACAACAAGAGAGCUUUGCCUUCUGAUGAAACAUUCAAAUCUAACUCUUCAUCAGAAACCAAAUCUUUCGGUCAUGAAAACCCUUCACCCACCAAGACACAAGUAGUGGGAUGGCCUCCAGUGAGAUCUUACCGCAAAAACUGCUUACAGUCAAUGAAAAAAGUAGAGGAGAGUGGAGUAUACGUGAAAGUCAGCAUGGAUGGAGCUCCUUACCUUAGAAAAAUGGACUUGAAGCUCUACAAAGGGUACCCAGAACUCCUUAAGGCCUUGGAAGACAUGUUUAAGUUUAAAGUUGGUGACUUUAACGAGAGAGAAGGCUACAAUGGCUCUGAAUUCGUCCCUACUUAUGAAGACAAAGAUGGAGAUUGGAUGUUGGUUGGAGAUGUUCCUUGGGAAAUGUUUACCUCUUCAUGCAAAAGGCUGAGAAUCAUGAAAGGGUCAGAAGCUAGAGGCUUGGGUUGUUCUGUUUGAUGAAAUAUAAUACAUAUUGUCAUAUAUAAUAUAUAUAUUUUGUAUGCACACCUACUUACGUGUCCAGACUUGACUGGGAUCUCAUGUUGAAGAGGAAAUUAUAUAAGGCUCCAUCUUCAUGAAAGCUUGGGCUCUCCGUGGAGAUCGAAGACUAAUUAAUUAAUUUCAAAUCUUGAUUAUUAUUAUUAUUAUGUGUAAUUUUGAUCAUCAAAAGGAAUAUUUUACAUGCAUAUUCCUACAAAAGGAAGAAAAAAAAGUUGAAAUGCGAAGAAGUAAUUGUCGCUUGUAUAUAUUUUGUUAAAUCAUAUAUAUGUGCUCGAUCUUCGAAAGCAAUUACUGUACAGAAAAAAAGAUGAAAUGAGUUAAAAUUGAAAUGGAGAUUAAAGGAGAAAGAAAAAAAAGAAUUCGACUUUGGUUUCUCCCAGAUGUAUUGAGCUGUGUUUAUUAUAUAAAUAUAUAUUUAUUUAUACA